Molecule: messenger RNA, 1209 nt
Organism: Alligator sinensis (Chinese alligator)
Lineage: Eukaryota; Metazoa; Chordata; Crocodylia; Alligatoridae
Product: histamine H3 receptor-like
Exons: 3
Coding region: 1-1209 (402 amino acids)
Biological process (GO): adenylate cyclase-activating adrenergic receptor signaling pathway
Cellular component (GO): membrane
Molecular function (GO): histamine receptor activity
Source: RefSeq, a predicted model, not a curated record
AUGUACAAUAUGUAUAACACCAGUACUGAGGAGCUACAUAUGCCUUCAACAUGUAACAAAAGCCUAGUUCUAGUCCCCAGAAACGGGGGACCCUGCUUCCCAUUGCCUAUUUUCAUAUUGUUGGCUGUUCUCAUGGUUUUGUUAGUCUUUAUUACAGUUCUUGGAAAUGCCUUGGUCAUCCUGGCUUUUGUUGUGGACAAAAAUCUGAGACAUCGGAGUAAUUAUUUCUUUCUAAAUCUUGCUGUUUCUGACUUUGCAGUGGGUGCAUUCUGUAUCCCUAUGUAUAUCCCUUAUGCACUGACAGGAAAGUGGGAAUUUGGAAAAGGUCCCUGCAAGCUUUGGCUUCUCCUGGACCAUCUCAUGUGCACAGCAUCAUCAUUUAAUAUUGCUCUUAUCAGCUAUGAUCGGUACUUGUCAGUUACUAAAGCUGUGUUUUACAGGAUUCUACAGAGAAUGACUUCCAAGACUGUUAUUAUGAUGGGGGCAAUUUGGGUGUUUGCAUUCUUACUCUAUGGCCCAGCAAUUAUCAUUUGGGAAUAUGUGGCUGGCUGCAGCAUUGUACCUGAUGACGAAUGUUAUCCUGAAUUCAGCUACAACUGGUAUUUUUCUCUGUGUGCUUCAGUCUUUGAGUUCUUCACACCUUUGAUCUCCAUUGCCUAUUUCAACUUCCAUAUCUUCCAGAGUAUACGAAAGCGUCUACGAAGCCCCACCCAUCAGCUUUCUGAAAAUUCAAAGAGCAAGAGUCAGUCAUGGGGAUCUUCAUCUUCAGGAAACAAUUUUUCUACUUCAGUAGGAUAUAUGUAUUCAGUGACACUUGACAGUUCAGUUGCAUCUCAAGUCCAUUCCAAAACAGCUAAGGAAGCUCAUUUCAGAGGUUUCAGAAAAAGGACAUGGUCAAAAAUGCAAAGGGACAAAAAAGCUGCAAAGUCACUUGCUAUAAUUGUUUAUAUCUUUGCUAUAUGCUGGGCACCAUAUUCAUUACUUACGAUUAUUUCUGCAGCCUGCAGAAAACAAUGUAUCAGUGAACCUCUGUUUGAGUUUACAUCUUGGCUUUUGUGGUUCAAUUCCUCUGUGAACCCUUUUCUCUACCCUCUCUGCCAUGUUAAGUUCCGAAGAGCAUUUAGGAAAAUAUUUUGCCUCAAAAAGCCUGUUAUAUUUGAAUCUCAUCAACCAGACUCUUCAAAAGAUCCAUCAGUCGACACACCCUGA